GCCAAAUUCAGUAUAUCUUGCUGUGCUACAUAGGAAUAAAAAAUGGCUGAUGUGAAAUUACUGCUGAAUGUCCUGAAGAACAUUUUCAAGCCAAGCAGAAAUGUUUACCUUUGCUCUCACUAAAUAAAAGUUUCCCUAAAACUUACAGGAAACUGUGAAAAACUAUAAUUAAUCAAGUUAUUUUCCCUACUUUGUAGAUUUUCUCGUUUUUAUGACGCCGAGCCAUGUUUUUAUUCUGUCUUUAGGUUUCUGACCGCUGAGGUAAAGAGGUGUUUAUAACAGCCACACCAGCAGGGGGCAGCAGCGGCCACUCGCUCUGUUUCCGUUGGUAACCGUCCUGGCAACAGGCUGAGCUGACAAACAACAUCCGCCCGGGCUGCGUCCUCCUGCGGCUCCUCAUCACACCCAGGUGAAACUAGUGAGAGGAUUUUCUCCUCCGCAGCUUGAUGUCUGACAUGGAGAACCCGCCGACCGGAGAGCCGCGCUUUGUGAAGAGGAGGCUGAAGGGAUGCUCUCUGGACGUCCACCCCACUGAGAAGGCUCUGGUGGUCCAGUAUGAGGUGGAGGCGACCAUACUGGGAGAACUGGGAGAACCGAUGGUUGAAGAGCGAAAACACUGUCAGAAGAUGAUCCGUCUGAAGAGCCUGAACGGCAACACGGACAUGGCUUCUCUGGCCCAGAAGGUGGUGGAGGAAUGUCAACUCAUCCAUCCGUCCAAGCUGGCCGAGGUGGAGCAGCUGCUCUUCUACCUGCAGAACCGGAAACAGAGCAGCGACAACCAGGAGAAGAAGAACAUUUCACCUCGGGACUUCACACUGUACGCCGGAGUGGAGCUGGACGAGGAGGCAAGCAUCGGCAGCAUCGACGAGUACGUGGAGCUGCUGUACGAAGACAUCCAGGAGAAGAUCCGUGGCGCCGCACUCAUCUUCCAGCUGGCCCGAAACCCGGACAACUUGGAGGAGCUGAUGCAGCACGAGGUGGUACUGGGAGCACUGGCCAGAGUGCUGAGAGAGGACUGGAAGCAGAGCGUUGACCUGGCAACCACCAUCGUUUCCGUCUUCUUCUGUUUCUCCAGCUUCUCCCAGUUUCACAGCCUGGUGACCCACUUCAAGAUCGGUGCCCUCUGCAUGAACAUCGUGGAGCACGAGCUGAAGCGCUUCGAGUUGUGGCAGGACGAGCUGCAGAAGAAGAAGAAGGCCGCUGACGAGUUCCCCGGCAACCAGAGUCUGAGGAAGGAUCACGACAAGUCGCUGAGGAAGUACCAGAGUCUCCUGGCCAAGCAGGAGCAGCUCCUCAAAGUGUCUCUGUAUCUGCUGCUGAAUCUGGCUGAGGACACGCGGACGGAGCUGAAGAUGAGGAACAAAAACAUCGUCCAGAUGCUGGUGAAGCUGCUGGAGCGCGACGACCAGGAGCUGCUGCUGGUGGCCGUGUCCUUCCUCAAGAAGCUCUCCAUCUUCCUGGAGAACAAGAACGACAUGGCGGAGGCGGCCGCCGUGGAGAAGCUGACCCGCCUGCUUCCCUGCGACCACCAGGAGCUCCAGAGCGCCACCUGUCGGCUGCUGCUCAACCUGUCCUUCGACACGGCGCUGCGCAGCCAGAUGGUCCGGGCCGGCCUCGUUCCCAGGCUCUCCUCUCUGCUGGCUGACGAGGCGCAGAGGCAGCUGGCCAUGUGCGUCCUGUACCACAUCAGCAUGGACGACACAUUCAAGCCCAUGUUUGCUCACACCGACUGCAUACCGCAGCUGAUGAAGAUGAUGCUGGGCGGUGAGGAGCAGCUGGACGUGGAGCUCGUCUCGCUCUGCAUCAACCUGGCCGCCAACCGGAGCAACGCUCAGGUGUUCUGUGAAGGGAACGGCCUGAAGCUGCUGAUGAAGCGGGCUCUGAAGCUGAAGGACGUUCUGGUGAUGAAGAUGAUCAGGAACCUGUCUCAACAUGGCGGAGCCACCAAGAACCUGUUCCUGGACCACGUUGGCAAUCUGGCGGCCCAGAUCGGCGAAGACGAGGCCGAAGAGUUUGUGAUCGAAUGCCUGGGAACCCUGGCCAACCUGACCAUCCCGGACCUGGACUGGGAGCUGGUUCUGAGGGAGUACAGCCUGGUUCCGUACCUGAAACGGCGCCUGAAACCAGGUUCUGCUGAGGACGACCUGAUCCUGGAGGUCGUCAUCCUGAUCGGCACCGUCUCCGUGGACGACUCCUGUGCUGCCAUGUUGGCCAAAUCCGGCAUCAUUCCUGCUCUCAUCGAUCUCCUCAACGCCCAACAGGAGGACGACGAGUUUGUCUGCCAGAUCCUCUACGUCUUCUACCAGAUGGCGUUCCACCAGGCGACCAGAGACGUCAUCAUCAAAGACACGCCGGCUCCGGCGUACUUCGUCGACCUGAUGCAUGACGGCAACGCGGCCAUCCGCAGAGUGUGUGACAACACCCUGGACAUCAUAGCGGAAUACGACGAGGAGUGGGCGAAGAAGAUCCAGACGGCGAAGUUCUGCUACUACAACAGCCAGUGGCUGGAGAUGGUGGAGAACCGCCUGCUGGACGAGCCCUUCCUGUACGGAGACGACGGGGAGUCCUUCAGCGGGAACCGGGACCUGCUGGAGCGGCCGGACCUGUUCUACGCCGCAGACGGGAUUCUCUCCGGAGACGGAUCCACCAGCCCCAGUUUCUACGCAGACAUCCAGAGCAGCGAGCCGGGAGAGGCUGGAAACCUGAGCAGGCCUGAAACUCCGGGCGUGUUCAUCAGGAAGCACUAAACUCCGCCUGUUUCCCUUCAUCCCAUCCUCUGACCGGCGCCGGUUCCCCUGCCGGCUGAUCCGGGUUAUCGGACCGGUCCCUGAAGGCAUCGCUCCACCCUCUGAGAAGCUUUGAGAACAAACACUCUCCGGCCGCCUCCGCGGCUCCAGUGGAUCUACCCACUCCAUUCCCAAUCCCAUUCCGACAUUCCGGCCUGAAACUUAAAGCCGAUGGCUGGGAAUUAAAAACUCAUUGCUGUUAUCACCAGAACCGACCUCGGGUUUCCUGCGAGUCCCCAGAACCAGGCGGCAGCUGAUGGGAUCCACGGCUGAGUUGAUGGAUCGUUUGGGAAAUCCAGAGUUGAUUCAGAGAAAUUUGUCCCAUUAUCGGAGCGCUGCUCGCGUGAGAUGAAGCUCCUGUCGGCGGACUGUUCAGCAGGAAUGUUUUCCUUGGCCGCGGCCGGGUCCAGAACCCGAUCUGAGCAGACGACAGACGCUUCACCUCUGUGAUGUUUGUGUUUUCCCGUUUUCCCGUCCAUCAGCACGUCUCUGACAGCCCGGAGCGGCGGGGGAGCCGCGCGCGUUUCAUUUGGACUCAGUAGAAUAAUCAGAGCCAGCUCGGCCGCCGGUUCUGAACCGCGUGAAACAUGGUGUGAAUCGGACCUCAGAGAGCCGGGCCGGAACAUCAGGAACGUGUCUGAAUCUCGGUCCACAGGAACACUGAGCAUCUCCUGAUAGAAACGAUAAAAUGAUUUCCUGCUUUAAAUAGGCCGAUUUCCAGUUUCCUAAAGUUUCAGUUCAAGUAUUGAAACAAAAACUGUUUAAAAUGAAAAAAUGAAACUAUGUUCAUCGUUAAAGGAGGGAGGAGCUGGUCAGGCUGGCUGUUGAAGCGUUUCACCAGGGUCUGUCAUUCAGUCAUUUCAAUAAAUAAAUUAACAUUUUUAAUAAAAAAUAUGCUGCUAAAUUACUGAAUAGACAUAUAAACUGAGCAACAAUAUUUAUUGUUUUUAAUCUUUUAUUUAGCUUAUUCAAACACCUGAUAAACUAACUAUGUUCAACACAACGUUUUUUUCCAGCAUCCAAUCAGAUUGUUUAGAAGCAGAAAUGAAUACCAAAGCCCUGAGAGAAGACGCUUCGUCGCUUUAAUGCGUUAAAAUGCAUGUAACCAAUCAAUGCGGUUCAUUUCUUAACCAGUUUUUCACUGUAAAUAGAAUCUGAGUUAGCCGCAGAUUAAAACCGGGAAACACGUUUCACUUUUCUGAAAAAUUCAGACUGCUUUCAUUUCUAUAAAAUCCUGCAUGUGCAGUUUAUAACUGGGUGGAUAGAAAUUAAAACGACAAGAAAUUUAUAUUGAAUUCUGAUUAACAAUAGUAGUUUUUGUGGUUUCUCAGAUUUUAAUAUCCUGGUAAAAUGUUUGGAAGACCAUGAACGACAUUUAUCAUAUCCACCACUGGGACGUUUUGACUCCAUCCGCAGGAACUGCAGGCAAAAUGAUGGAAAAUUUAUUUCCUUUCUCAGAUUUUCUGACAGAUGAAGGUAAAACUGAGGCGAUAAAUUCCCUCUAAUGCGGCUUCUUAAGGGGAACUGUCUCAGAUUCUCCUCCUGGUCCGGUCCGGUCCGGAUCAGAGCUUCACUGUUCCUCCUUUAGCCCAAAUCCCAAAUCCUGUCUGACAGCCGUAGCGUGUGGAGAGGGAAGGGACAUAUUUCUGCCCCGGGACGGGGGAGGGGGUGGAAACAUGGCGGAGGAGGAGAAGAGGCGCUGGAAGUGAUUUAGAUAAAAACUGGUCAUGACUGCAGCGCGGCGGGGAAAAGCAAGCAGCUCGUAUUUUAGCCGGACAGGAAGAGAAACGCUGCCACCUUCUGGAGAAAUCCCAAAAGUUCUGGGUGUGAGGUCACGACGAUGUGAGGUCACGACGAUGUGAGGUCACGACGAUGUGAGGUCACGACGAUGUGAGGUCACGAUGAUGUGAGGUCACGAUGAUGUGAGGUCACGACGAUGUGAGGUCACGAUGAUGUGAGGUCAUGUGGAGCCACCCCCCCCCCCCCCUUCUCUUCUGAAGGGGGGGGGGACGACCCCUUCAUCGUCCUCCGUUUCCACGGCGAUCCCCUCCAGCCAUGAACUCCUGGUUCCCACUCCCACUGUGGACGGCUGGAACGUUCCGGGCCUCUGCUGGUCCGGUUCAUGGCUGGAGGACGGGUUGGAAGUGGAGUGAGAGCUCCACCUAGUGGGGAGUCCUGUCUCUGCAGCUUCAGUUAUUCUGAACUGUUUAACCUGCGACAGACUGGCGACCUGUCCAGGCUGGAGAGGCACCAGCACCUCCUGAACCCACUAGGGACCAGAGUGGUAGAAAAUGGAUGGAUGGUGGAG
Xiphophorus couchianus (Monterrey platyfish) is the source of this 5094-nucleotide messenger RNA. RefSeq names its product kinesin-associated protein 3a (gene kifap3a). Gene Ontology annotation, cellular component: axoneme; ciliary transition zone; kinesin II complex. Gene Ontology annotation, molecular function: kinesin binding. Bases 447 to 2747 code for a protein of 766 amino acids. The transcript is spliced from 20 exons. NCBI's taxonomy places the organism in Eukaryota, Metazoa, Chordata, Actinopteri, Cyprinodontiformes, Poeciliidae. Gene Ontology annotation, biological process: cilium organization; microtubule-based movement. The record is from RefSeq and is a predicted model, not a curated record.